This is a messenger RNA of Spea bombifrons (plains spadefoot toad), 1146 nucleotides long. RefSeq names its product N-terminal glutamine amidase 1 (gene NTAQ1). The record is from RefSeq and is a predicted model, not a curated record. The coding region runs from base 112 to 723 and encodes 203 amino acids. Gene Ontology annotation, cellular component: cytosol; nucleus. NCBI's taxonomy places the organism in Eukaryota, Metazoa, Chordata, Amphibia, Anura, Pelobatidae. The transcript is spliced from 6 exons. Gene Ontology annotation, molecular function: protein-N-terminal glutamine amidohydrolase activity; protein-N-terminal asparagine amidohydrolase activity.
CAAAGGGGCGUAACGUGUUUGUUUACAGCGGAAGUGCUGCUCAGUCGUGUCUCCUGGAGCAUGCGGUUGUAGGGGCAGGCUAGGGAUGUGACAGACUGACUGGCGUGCUGGAUGGCGGCUAUGGAACGCACACUACCGCCGUCACCUGUGCUCCCGGAGCGCGAGGCCUGUACCUACACCAGCUGCUACUGUGAAGAAAACGUCUGGAAGCUUUGCGAGUUCGUCCGAGAUCUUCACCCCCAGCAUCUGGAAGAAGUUUAUGCCGUGUUCCUGUCCAAUAACAGCAGAGCGAUACCGCUUUGGAAGCAGAGACUCGGAAAGUUUGAUGAACCUGUGGUAUGGGAUUAUCACGUUAUAUUGCUGCACGUUACCCAAGGAAAUCCCGGUUUGAUUUAUGACCUAGACUCCUUGCUGCCAUUCCCUUGCACUUGUGAGAUGUAUAUAAGAGAGGCUCUCAAGCCCGACCACGAAUGGGACGUGUGCUUCCGGAGGAAUCUGAGAGUCAUUCGAGCGGAUGAGUUUCUGAGGACGUUUGCCUCUGAUCGAUCUCACAUGAAGGAUCACAGGGACAAGUUUAUAAAACCUCCGCCGCCCUAUCCGUGCAUCCGAACGGCAGAGGCGACCAUGAACCUGGAUGAUUUCAUAAGUAUGGACCCUGUAAUCGGAUGGGGUAUGGUGUACACGGUACAAGAAUUUACAAAGGAGUUCUGCCCCGGCGUUUGACGCCGGAUCUUUUUAACCCUUUCCCAUUCAUCGGGACAUGAAAGGAAGCAUUGUUCCCAAUAGUUUCCAUCGUGCAUAAUUUAUAUGUUUUAAAUGUUUCACGGCCAAACGUCACUCGUGUGUCUGGUGCUGUGAGGGUACUUUUAUAUGGCCAUGGAUCCCAAUUUUUUUGCUUUAGUAGCUCUAUUUCACCAGCAGUUUUUCAUUUGGGGGUUUUUUUUUUUAAACAUAAAAAAAAAAUGUGAAUUUCAAUAUUAAAAUAUUUGAUUAGGGGAUUAGGGCACGGAACCUUCAGAGGCAGACAGAACGCUUCGAGCUUUGUACGUGAACUCGUGUUAAGCCAUGGACUGCUAAGCUGGGAGUCUCCCUGCAAAUUAUAGAGGGGACUGAGCCAUGCCUUAUAGAACCAUUAAAAAAUAGAAA